AGGCGACAGCAACAGGUUUGUCCUUGCACAGCCUAACUGUGCCCUCCAGUGGACACGUCCGGUGGAUAUCGGAGACAUUGGUCAUCUGCGGUCAGAGUUCACUUCGACUCUUUCUGAGGACUAAAGCCACACGUCUUUGCUUCUUUAUUGAGAAGCUCCCAGGAGCAAAAUGUUGCUUGGACCUGACUUUGUCCAACAGCAGCUGCUUUUGCGUUUGUCCAUCUGCCCUCGGCGCCUCUCCUUGAAGGAACAGCGGGGCAGUGCGCUUGGCUGAACAGCGCUGGAGAAAGCGGAUCGUGGAGAAGAAGAAGAAGAAGGAGCAGAGUUUCCCAAACGCAGAACCGGAGGAUCUGGGAUUGAUUCUAAUCUGUCCAAGGUCACCUCCUCUCUAUCUCUUUGGUCUGGUCUGAGUGAAAGUGCAACAAGCACCUGCAGGGCUGCAUCACUGGCCCCAACCCUAUUACUGCAGAAUGGGCAACUUUUCCACCAAGGACAGCCACGGACCCACAGGGGCUCAGGUGGACAGUUUUCACACUCCACCUACUACUCCACAGAACGACGGUGCUGUUUUCACAACCAGUGCUCCCCAGCUUCCGUCUUCCCCUACGAUCUCAGUUUCGUCUCUACCUCCAGUACCGGUCACCACUGGCAAGAAAUCGCAGCAUGGCACGCCAACUACUCCCAGCGCUCGCAGUCGCCCUCCGGAUUGGAAGCCUCGUCCGCCGGUCAGCGCAAACAGCUCCAUGGUUAGCGCUGGAGUUAACCCAGUGAACAGCAAGCCAGCCGGUGCUGUGGCAGUGAGUGAGAAAGCUACUGUAGGGAGGAAUGGUGGUCCUCCUACUUCUACACCCAGGAUUCCUGUCACCCCAGAGAAGAGUGUGCCCGUCAGCCCUAUAAAGAGCCCCUCGUCUCUGUCUAGUGCCUCACCUGUGGUGGGCAGCUCUUUGGGGCGAAACUGGAGAGAAAGGGACAGUGGUCUGAGUCAGUCUCUGCCGCAGUGUCAGGAACCGAAGGAUGGCCAAAGCGAGGAACAGGAGAAGUUGCUGGAGGAGUGUAAGCUAGCUCUGGGAAUCACUGCCAGUGAGGACGGGAGCACAAACACAGCAGAGAUACUGAAGCAUCUGCUGACAGAAGUGAAGAGUCUGAAGAGUACAUUAGAGUCAGAGCGUGGCGAAUGGCUGCAGUUCCAGGCUGACCUGCAGGUGGCGGUGGCGGUGGCAGAUCGCCUGAGAGCUGAGGCAGAAGAGGAGUUGACGGCGCUCCGAGCAGCCCACAAAGACAUUGAGAGGGAGCUGUCUGCUGCCCAGCAGAGACAGAAAGAGGCUGAUGUGCAGCUGGUUACUCUGAGGGAAGAGUUGAAGGAGAGCAGGCAAAAACUGGCUAAUCUCACCAAGGUCCAGGGCAAAAGUGAAGCCCGUGAACCUGAGAAGCCAAAUGGAGAAUCUAACAAGUCUGAGAGCAAGGAAGAAAGCCACAGAGGCAGGGAGAGGGCGGUGUACAGGUUAGGAAGAGAAGGGCUGGAAAGUAAGAGUCAGAACGAGGUGGUGAAGAAUGUCGCUGACGAAGAGGCGAAAACAGAUUGUAAAGAUGUGACUAAGCGCUACCUGAGAAAUGUGACCAAUGAGGACAGGAACAGAGAGGGGGUGCGAUCCAGUGAAACACGCAGGAUGGUGACUACAGAGAGGUCAAGAAGCCUGUCCAGGUUACCCAGCUCCGCAGAAUCCAACACCACGCUGAACGGAACCUCCCAGUCCAGUUCUGCUGCAACAGCUGCUCCUGCAAACAAGAACUUGUUGCAAUUAAGAGGUCGAAAUCUGGACUGGCAGGACGGCAGGUCGAGCAGUGACACAGGAAAACGUGAGGAGUCUUUAAACAAGUAUAAUUCAGCCCUCACCGAGUUGCCGCCCACCAAGACUCAGGAUGGAUUCAACCUGCUGCUGCGUCGCCAUGGAGGCUCAAAGAGAAACUCGCUGCUCCGCUGGUGUCAGAGUCGAACCCAAGGCUACAAGAACAUUGACAUCACCAACUUCAGCAGCAGCUGGGCCGACGGGCUGGCGUUCUGUGCCGUCUACCACACCUACCUCCCCUCGCAUAUCCCUUACAGCACCCUCAGCCCUGAGAACAAGAAAGAGAAUCUCAGUCUAGCGUUCAAAACAGGAGAGAGCGUUGGGAUUGCACAGUCUCUGACAGUGGAGGAGAUGCUGAGAGCGGGCGGUCCUGACUGGCAGCGGGUUCUGAGCUACGUGGAGAGCAUGUACCGCCACUUUGAGAUGUAACUGCUGGAGGUACUGUCAAACGGUCCCGCCACAGAUGACACGUCAGAAACGCUGUCAAAGAAGCAUAGUUCAUCAUAAUUGUUCCCUGAAUACUACUUUUGGUGGAUGGUUAAAAGCAGAUGACUUUCAAAGCUACAGAUUGUAACUGAAAUAGACUCAGAAACAGCUGUCACAAAAGCCUGUAACCAAAGGAUGUAAGCACAGAUGGGUGUGAGCUGUGUGCACUCGUUUCUGUUCAGAGAAUUAAACGGACAUGCAAAAGUUACACAUUUUAGCUUUUAAAGUGGAUAUUAUCGUGACCGCCUUGUAGAAAUUCCGGUUAUGUGGAACCUUUUUAGCAUCGUUCUGUUAAAGUGUGUACACGAGUUGCUGUAAAUGUCUCCACACUGGUACUUUACAGUCAGAAAGUACUGUAUUAGGUCUUCCAUGAAAUCUAUAAUCUUUGGCUUUUAUAUGUGAUGCUUUGCAAGGAUUCCACAUCUGUUUGGACACUUGAGCACUGUGUAAAUACACACUUUUGUCAGCACUUUGUUGAUGUCAGAAUGUAAUGUGCAGUAGAUGUUUAUGUAGCCUUGUUAAGGCUGUGUGGGCAUUCGGCUGCAAGGCCUCAGUCCAGGCAGAAACGUGUCUGAUGAUUUAUCUUAGAUAAAGUUUCAGUUUUUGAGUAAAAGUUGGCGUUUCCUCACAUAAAACACAUGUAAUCAAAAUUUCAAAGUGCUUCCGUGAUAUUAACGAGAGAGCCGGUGCUGUUAAGUUGCUCAGGGAUGUGCGUUAAAGAAGCGACACAGCUAAAGCAAAUACAAGCCUCCACAAGAUUGCACAUCCAGUUUCAACAUCAUCUCGCAUCACACCUGCAUCCUCGCUGAUGCGAAUCUGGUAUUUUUACGACGUGUUGAAAACUGUUGCCAAAGUUGUACGUGCCAAAAUGAAUCAAGUGCUCCUUACAUUGUAAGAUAUGUUUGUAUUUAACUAGUGUGAAGAAUUAUACCAAAGAAAU
Pelmatolapia mariae (spotted tilapia) is the source of this 3273-nucleotide messenger RNA. RefSeq names its product cytospin-A. Gene Ontology annotation, molecular function: protein binding. NCBI's taxonomy places the organism in Eukaryota, Metazoa, Chordata, Actinopteri, Cichliformes, Cichlidae. Gene Ontology annotation, biological process: actin cytoskeleton organization. The record is from RefSeq and is a predicted model, not a curated record. Bases 471 to 2276 code for a protein of 601 amino acids. Gene Ontology annotation, cellular component: filamentous actin; microtubule organizing center. The transcript is spliced from 12 exons.